Messenger RNA from Penicillium cataractarum, 378 nucleotides. RefSeq names its product U6 snRNA-associated Sm-like protein LSm7. Lineage: Eukaryota; Fungi; Ascomycota; Eurotiomycetes; Eurotiales; Aspergillaceae. Gene Ontology annotation, biological process: mRNA splicing, via spliceosome; nuclear-transcribed mRNA catabolic process. Bases 1 to 378 code for a protein of 125 amino acids. Gene Ontology annotation, cellular component: Lsm1-7-Pat1 complex; U2-type prespliceosome; catalytic step 2 spliceosome. Gene Ontology annotation, molecular function: RNA binding. The transcript is spliced from 3 exons. The record is from RefSeq and is a predicted model, not a curated record.
AUGUCUGAACGAGGUUCGUUCCGCGGCGGUCGUGGUGGUGGCCGUGGUGGCGGUCGCCAGCAGCAGAAAACUGGCGGUGGUAACGCCCAACAAGAGAAGCCUAAGAAGGAGAAUAUCCUCGAUCUAGGCAAGUAUAUGGACAAGGAGGUCCAAGUGAAGUUCAAUGGUGGCCGUGAAGUUACCGGUAUCCUGAAGGGCUAUGACCAGUUGAUGAACCUUGUCUUGGACGACGUCAAGGAGACGAUGCGCGAUGACGCGGGUAACCAAACCACCCGCUCCCUGGGCCUGAUCGUUGCCCGUGGCACUCUCAUCGUGCUCAUCUCGCCCGCCGAUGGCAGCGAGGAAAUCCCCAACCCCUUCGUGCAGCCGGAGGAGUAA